AUAAGAACCCUCCAGUAUUUGGUGCAAGGUACUCUCUUUGUGCAUGUGGCUGCUUCUAUAUUUGUGACGUUCACUGCAAUGCCCCCCCUGAAUAUGGAUUGGGAUACGUAUAUACCGUCAUUCGUUGGUUACCCAGAGAUGUCCGACGGGAGGCUAAGGUAUUACUUUGGAGCAUAUUGGAUAGUGGCAACAUACACAACAACGGGCUAUGGUGAUGUUCGUCCUAAAGGAUUUGAGGGAAUGUUAUUCUCCAUUCUGGUCAUGAUUUUAGCGAAGAUACAUGUAAUCUACAGCAUGGGGCUCCUUUCCUCUACUCAAGCAAAUAAACAGUCACUCCAGGUUACCUUUGAGGAGAAGCUACAGGCUAUUGAGGCUUAUAUGGUUGGUGCAAACAUUCCCUCACCUUUACAAUAUCGGGUGACACACUUCUACAACUACAUUUGGACACGCACAAAUGGAAUUCAAUCUAAAGUUUUGUUUAAAGAUACUGCUCAUUGUAUGAAAGCUUCAAUUUUUUCAAGAAUAUCUAUUCCUCAUCUGAAGAACAAUCAGUUGUUUGCUCAUCUCUCAGAAACCUUUCUGCACCACCUCUCAACUAAAAUGCAGCUGACGAGCUACACAGCUGGAGAGUACAUUAAGAAAAAAGGAGAUGUUGGUGUUGGGAUGUGGUUGAUCUUAUAUGGCAAAGUAAAUUUGAACAGACACAAAGCAGAAGAACACAAUGAAACCAUAUCCACUGGAAAAAUUAUAGGACUACAUCUUCUGUUCAAACGCAAACACUGUGGACACACUGCCAUUGCUGAAAAUUAUGUUGACAUUUUCUAUUUGACUAAAGAGAGUUUUGAUGAAGUCUGUUCAUAUUAUCCAAAGGUUAGGAAAAGGCUUGAUAAGAGAGCAAUUAACUAUGCAAAUGUAGAUUUGUAAAACUAUCAGUUUCAAGUUUUAUAAUAUCUAUUAUAGUAUUUUCAAAUAUUUAAGGUUGAUUAUUCAUUAACAGUAUACAUAUUGAUAUGAAAGUUGAUAGUUGAUAUGAAAGUUUUGCUGUGUUCACUUCUGAUAUUACAUUGCCUUACAAACCUUGCUUGAAAUGUGAAGAAAAUAAACAUUGUUGCAUUUUGCUGCACUAGUCUUUUCUAGUCUUAAAUGUUGUGACUGUGAAAAAAAUUAUGUAAGAAUAUAAAUAUAAUAGUAGAUAAUCUACAUUUUACGUCAAAAAUGAUUGAUAGUUUCUUUGCCCUAGUGUGUGUGCGUGCUUGCAAGA
Molecule: messenger RNA, 1261 nt
Organism: Clupea harengus (Atlantic herring)
Lineage: Eukaryota; Metazoa; Chordata; Actinopteri; Clupeiformes; Clupeidae
Gene: cngk
Product: cyclic nucleotide-gated channel rod photoreceptor subunit alpha
Exons: 5
Coding region: 79-924 (281 amino acids)
Biological process (GO): monoatomic ion transport; transmembrane transport
Cellular component (GO): membrane
Molecular function (GO): intracellularly cyclic nucleotide-activated monoatomic cation channel activity; voltage-gated potassium channel activity; protein-containing complex binding
Source: RefSeq, a predicted model, not a curated record